AGGGUGCCCACGGAGCUGCAGCUGACCUACGAGUCUUCCUUACCAACAUUAUGCUCCAGCUCCUGCUUGGAUUUACUCUUGGCAAUGUGGUGGGAAUGUAUCUGGCUCAGAACUAUGACAUACCAAACCUGGCUAAAAAACUUGAAGAAAUUAAAAAGGACGUGGAUGCCAAGAAGAAACCCCCUAGUUCAUGAGGCCAACUCCAGCACUGCCUCCUGGAUAAACUGAUUCUACUGUUCUUGAGGGCCUCCUUUACCAUCUGAACCAAAAGCUUUUGUUUUCAUCUCCAGCCUCAGCAAUUUUCUUCUUUGCUAGACCCUGCAUUGCCUUACAGCACAAAUGGGGCCACAAGUUAAGAACAGCCCUUACUUUUCCAACAUCCUCACUUCUUCCCUUCCUCCUUCCAGCCACUUGGGAGGUCCUGAGAAUGGAAUUAUGGUGCUAGAUUAGUAAACAUGACCUUUAAUUAGUAGUCUCUCCCUUAUUCUUUGGGAUUUCUACUACCGUUUUCAAAAGAAAAAUUGAUGAGUUUUGUAUAGCUGAUGAGAUAUAAAUAAUGCUGAUUUCACAGUCUAGAAAUUAUAUUGGGUGUUUAAACCUUUGGUACUAAAUUAUGUUGUUUCAAAGUAGUAAUUAAAAUGAAAAUCUAGAAGCCA
This is a messenger RNA of Lagenorhynchus albirostris (white-beaked dolphin), 656 nucleotides long. Its product is annotated as short transmembrane mitochondrial protein 1-like. NCBI's taxonomy places the organism in Eukaryota, Metazoa, Chordata, Mammalia, Artiodactyla, Delphinidae. The transcript has a single exon. The record is from RefSeq and is a predicted model, not a curated record. Bases 51 to 194 code for a protein of 47 amino acids.